Messenger RNA from Glarea lozoyensis ATCC 20868, 2790 nucleotides. RefSeq lists its product as uncharacterized. NCBI's taxonomy places the organism in Eukaryota, Fungi, Ascomycota, Leotiomycetes, Helotiales, Helotiaceae. The record is from RefSeq and is a predicted model, not a curated record. Bases 1 to 2790 code for a protein of 929 amino acids. The transcript is spliced from 4 exons.
AUGGCAAACGCCGAAAAUAGUAACAGUGAGCGAGACCUUCGGAGACUCACCAAACGAUUCGGUAUAACAAUACAGUCGGCCUCAAAUACGCACCAUUGGCCAGCAGCUCAUCAACAGACUUUCCAAAGCAUUCUCAAGAUCGGGGAUGAGAAGUUUGAUAGUUUCAGCGCCAGUAUAGACAUUCGGUCUACUGAAGAGCCAUGGCGAGAGGCUACAAAAAGUCGAGCAGAAUAUCUAGCGAAGCGUGCUAGUGAACUCUUCAACCAAGAGCGAAAUGAAUCCGGAUGGAGGUUGGCACUCGAAAGUCUCAUCUUCUACAGAUUCAGUGUUGAAGUUGCGUGCCCAAAAUGUCGUGCAAGACUCUGGCGUUCAGAGAAUGAAGCUCGUGUCAAGGAAGGCAAUAACUUUGCUGCCAACCUAAAAGACCGGCGAGAGAAUCGUAUGCACUGCAUUUGUCCACCUAGUGAACGGCCACGAGAUUACCAUGAGGCUGGUACAAAUCUCCUUUUCGAAGAUCGCACCCAAGAAUUAAUCAUCCAUGACCCAUUAUUAAGAUCCCAACUCCCUAAGCAAGAGCCAGAUCGUGUUUUUGGACUACGAGAAACGACGAAUUUCGAAAGACUUUUAUCAACCUCAGUUCCAGACACAACUGAGAGCGAUUCUAAUGGCACUCUCCGAGAACUGGUGAGAAGUUGCCCUUUCAAAAGUGGAGCCGAGCCUUUGCUAUUUCCAUUUAUGGCAUUGGAAGCAAAAUCGGGUAAAAGCCCAAGCGGCUUUUAUGAAAUUCAAAUGCAAACAGCUUUUCCAAUAUUUGCUCUUCUCAAAUUGCAAGAGGAUUUGGCUGCACAAGUCUCAGAUAGCAGCGCAACGGAACAGCCUCUCGUAUGGUUUUUCGCGAAUCGAGGUGAUGCUUGGCGAGUCUACGGGUGUUGUAUAUCUGAUAGCCAACCAACUAGAUAUGAUAUCUUUCAAUUAUGGGAUGGCUCCAUAGUGUCAAAAGACAGUUCUUUGCAGCUUCUACAUAUAGUCGACUACAUUUUCGACUGGGCCCGAGAUAUAUAUCGACCGUCAAUAUUGAGUCAGCUCAAGUCAACGGUAACUGGAUCAGCGUUUGACCAGGUUACCUUGUCAAAUGACAGUGACAUUUUUUCAAUGCGAAGAAAUAUCUCAAAUUGGGUCCUCGCUGCUCCAAGCACCAUAAAUGAACUUGAUCUUGAACAAGAGCAACUGGAGUUCAACGAUGGUCCAACUUUAAAUCACCAAGAUCUCUUAUCUAUUCCUAUCCCCAACUCACAACUUGGAACAGUACGCUCCGCAGCAUUAAUAGAAUCAAGAAUAGAGGGUCUCUAUGUCACAGAACAAAAUGUGGUGCGACUUCUAGAAUUAGGGGGAGGUGAAGAGGCAGCAAGACAGUUUACGAAUUUCCUUGUCAAGUGGAAUGAACUUUUAGUACUUACGGAAGACGACAUUGAUGAUUUAGAGGGCAGAUGGAAAGGCCAUUCCAGCAUAACAACGGAAGACACAAUACCAUCAGACUCUCCGGAAUUUUACGUGUUAACAGAGACCAAAAUAUAUAUGAAUACGUCAUGGACUGUUGUCCGGGAGUUGACCUACGUGGCGGUAUCAAAAGCGGCGUUUGAGAUCAUCUUCAAUUAUGCUAACUUCAAGAACCGCAACACCUUUAAACAGCAGGUCGCAAACGUUGCACGUUCAUGUAGCAAGAAGAUUCUCAACGAAACUUUUCGAUGCCUUUCAGGCUCCCCAAGCCAAUACUUCCAAGCUGCUACUACCUGCGUAUGCGUCUCUUGGUACGCUUUACCAGAGAGAAAAAGAUCCGACCAUGCGCCACCCAUUGAAGCUUUAGCAUUUGGUCGAUUGAGCCGCCCCAGGCUGCCAGAGUUUAUUCAGAAAUUCCACAAAAUAGCUAGGAGGAGAGGGACCCCAAAAUUUAGGAUCCCACCACGUCAGCUAUAUCAAAUCCCCCCAGAUCAGCGGAACGACUGGAUUGAUAAGUUCCGUGCACAACGGACGCCCAAAUCGACAGAUCUAUCCUUCAUCCGCAAUUCGGAAGCAGUCACACUCAUUCAUGAGAAGGACUAUCAUGAGGCAACCCAUUGUGGAAGGUGUGUUCUUGCAGGUGCCUACGAGCAAGAUCCACAUCACUUCGCUGAAUCUACUCCGGAUAUAUUUUCUGCAUAUGGAUUUGACCUGGCGAUAUGCUUGAAUACCAUGGGUGUUGACUCAGAUAAGCAUGACAUUUGUCUCUUUGGACACACUGGUGUUCUUGAAGUAGCGGGCAAGGAAGCGCUGACUGUGAUGUUGGAAGAUCUUCUCCGGAGUGGAUAUGGACAUCACACAAUAAGACAUCCGUUCACCCCCCAGAUUGAGGGCAAACUGGUCUACAAACAUGACACACUCUGGAAUCUUCCACUUUCUUAUCGGCGUCUUACCCCCAAGGAAAAGAUCGAUAUUGGAGACUGGAUCCAUGAACUAAAGAAUGAACCCCUUUCACAACCAACGAGAUAUAGGAAUAUUCAAUUCCGCUGGGAUGGACUUCAAAUGCUAUUGCAUUAUUUGAAGAAAGGCGACUCUUGGGCAAAAGCGGUCACCGAGAUCCAAUCAAAGGACCGUUCGAAGGGCUACGCAAUCAGAGAUUACGAACUAUACAAACACAUCGACAAGCGUAAUGAUCCCAUACUCAAAGUGGCAGGGGAAAUAGUGAACUUACGGCCUCUUCGACCUUUGGGACCUUUUCCGGAAUACACACGUGGGGACGUGUACUCUACUUGA